AUGGGGUUUGUGGAUCUGCUCUCUGCUGCUUCUAUGCCUGUUCUGAAAGUACUCAUAAUCACUGCACUUGGUUCAUUUCUUGCCAUGCAUCAUAUUGAUAUUCUGGGACAAACUACAAGGAAGCAAGUCAAUAAUAUUGUCUUCUUUGUUUUCAAUCCUGCACUUGUGGCUACCAACCUGGCUACAACARUCACUUAUGAAAGCAUCGUAUCCAUGUGGUUUAUGCCUGAAAAUAAUCUUGCAACAUUCAUAAUCGGAUCAGCACUUGGAUGGAUGYUUAUCGUCAUUGYUGCACCACCUCAACAUCUAAAGGGCCUCAUUCUUGGGGCCUGUGCUGCAGGAAACCUGGGAAACUUGCCUUUGAUUAUUAUCCCAGCUGUAUGCAAAGAGGAAGGUAGUCCUUUYGGAGAUCCUGAUGUUUGCCAUCACUAUGCCAUGGCUUAUGCUUCRCUAUCUUUGGCUGUAUGGACCUUUUAA
Molecule: messenger RNA, 477 nt
Organism: Cynara cardunculus var. scolymus (artichoke)
Lineage: Eukaryota; Viridiplantae; Streptophyta; Magnoliopsida; Asterales; Asteraceae
Product: protein PIN-LIKES 3-like
Exons: 4
Coding region: 1-477 (158 amino acids)
Biological process (GO): endoplasmic reticulum to cytosol auxin transport
Cellular component (GO): membrane
Source: RefSeq, a predicted model, not a curated record